CCCCGCGCCGCGGCGUCCCCGCGCCGCCCGCGCCGCGGGUGCCGGGUUCCGGCGGCGGAGGAGGCGCGGCGGGGGAUGCUGCCCGGCGGCGCGGCCCAGGCGGGCGGGGCGCUGCGGCGGGUGCUGCGGGCCGGCGCGGCGGCCAGGUACAAAGUGAUGAAGAACUGGGGCGUUAUAGGGGGAAUCGCUGCCGCUCUUGCCGCGGGGAUCUAUGUGCUCUGGGGCCCCAUCACGGAGAGAAAGAAACGCAGGAAAGGGCUCGUACCUGGCCUUCUCAACUUAGGAAACACCUGUUUCAUGAACUCUUUGCUGCAAGGCUUAUCUGCAUGUCCAUCUUUCAUCAAGUGGCUGGAGGAAUUUACAGCACAAUACAAGACAGACCAGAACCAGUCCACUGAGCAUCGAUACUUAUCCCUUACUUUGCUGCAUCUUCUAAGAGCUUUAUCUUGCCAAGAGGUAACAGAAGAUGAUGUCCUGGACGCAAGCUGCUUAUUAGAAGUUCUAAGAAUGUACAGGUGGCAGAUCUCAUCAUUUGAAGAGCAGGACGCUCAUGAACUAUUUCAUGUCCUUACCUCUUCACUAGAAGAUGAACGGGAACGUCAGCCGCGUGUCACACACUUGUUUGAUGUGCAUUCACUGGAGCAGCCAGAAAUAACCCAAAAGCAAAUAAGCUGCAGAACAAGAGGUUCUCUUCCCCCUAUGUCAAAUCACUGGAAGUCUCAGCAUCCUUUUCAUGGAAGGCUGACUAGCAACAUGGUUUGCAAACACUGUGAACACCAGAGUCCUGUGAGGUACGACACUUUUGACAGUCUCUCACUGAGUAUUCCAGCAGCUAUGUGGGGUCGUCCUAUGACACUGGAUCACUGUCUCCAUCAUUUCAUCUCCUCUGAAUCUGUAAAGGAUGUUGUAUGUGACAAUUGCACUAAAAUUCAGGCAGAAGGGACUCUGCAAGGACAGAGCAUAGAAAACCAGAAAACAACAUUUGUUAAACAAUUAAAGCUAGGAAAGCUCCCUCAGUGUUUGUGUAUCCAUCUGCAAAGACUGAGCUGGUCAAACCAAGGCACUCCUCUGAAACGUCACGAACAUGUACAGUUCAAUGAGUUCCUGAUCAUGGACAUCUACAAAUAUCACAUUCCUGUUCAUAAAUCAAGCCAGAAUGAUCUGAAUCAGAAAAACCCUGAAGAGAAAACCUCUGAAACAAAGGACAGGACAGCAGCAAAACCUUCAGAUGCAGAGCAGCCAUGUAGCACUAAAUCACUCUUUAUGAAUGGUGCCUGCUCCCCUUCAUUUUUAAUGUCCUCGGGAACUUUUCCACUUACUGUGUUCCCUGAAUGCAGUUCCCCUGUAUACCUUUACCGUCUGAUGGCAGUUGUAGUUCAUCACGGAGACAUGCAUUCUGGACACUUUGUGACUUACCGUCGCUCUCCACCUUCUCCUAAGAACCCGCUCUCUAUCAGCAAUCAGUGGUUGUGGAUUUCAGAUGACACUGUUCGCAAAGCUAGUUUGCAGGAAGUCCUUUCUUCUAGUGCUUACUUGCUUUUUUAUGAGCGUGUUCACUCAAGGGUACAGCACCAAAGUUUGGAGUUGAGGGCCGAAGAGUGACUAAGAGAGAUGAAGAAGGACAAAAGCUGACAAAAAUCCCUCUAAUGAGAUCUACGUUGCACCUCCUGUCUGUUAUGCAAAUAACCCACCACAGGCCCUUUAACUUUCCCCUUCCUCUAUGGCAAUGGCUGGCUCCUGCUGGGAGUUAAGUGUUUCAUACCAAAAUGAUGCUACCCAAAGUCGGUCUGCUAAUGUUGUGCAGUCCAAAGUGUAUCUGCAUUAGAGAAGCAUUUAUUCUGUUUCGGUAGUAUUUUGUCUGCAUCACAGCUCUGAAACAGACAUUUCAAACAGAGACUUCUCAAGGCCAUGUUCCUUACCCUGAUGCAUAUGUAAGUUUUCAGAUGGAGAUGCUUAAUCCCAUAUGUUUCACUGCAGACGUUUCUCAACAGGUGAGCCCCAGAAGUGGUUGAUAGGAAGCUACUGUUAUCAAAGGCAAUGAUUUUAAAAACAAUAAAGUGCCUUGAGCUUACUUGAAUGGUCACAUUAUACCAUUGUCUGAGUCUGCUGCAUGUCAGUUACGUUCUGAUAAACGUCUCUCAAGAUGAUGGGAAGAACUACUAACCGAGUCAGAUUUAAUAUCCUGGCUAAUCAAUAAAGCAAGGCAUCUCUGUGUAGCAUGCAUGAUCCAAAAAACUACUUUUCUAUUUAUGUUGUUUUCCUAACAUUUCAAUUCUUUAUACAGCGUAGAAAUACCUCUACUGAUUCAAACUGCAGUUUUCUUUUUCCAGGAAAAAAGAUGAAAUUUUUAAUCGAAAGCUGAGACACUGAUUUGUUGCUCUGUAUCUUUGGAAUUUAGGUGAAAUUAAGAGACAGAAGCAUGCUAACAAUCAGUAUUGUAAUUUCCUUUGUCACUAUGAAACUGUUGAGUAAUAUUGCUUGUAGUAUUGACUACACCUUUUAACGCUAUUAUUUCAAGGCUACUGUAAUUGGUGUCCUAGACUUACCCUUCCUAUUUUAAUGCUGAACACUGCCAUUUUUCAUCAUCCAGUCAAAUAUAUGCUGUCUGGCUUGCAAUAUAGCUUGUACUGGUUGUAAUUGUGAGCUGAGGUGUAUAGCAACCCAAGCAUCAUUGUAAGUUAGAAUACGCACAGUUGAAUCAGGACUGGUAGGCACUUGUCUGGUGAAGUAGUACAGUAGUCUGAAAAGGCUAGUGUCACUGUUACAUACUUCUAUUUAUAUGGAGGUCUGUUUAAGUUGUACUUUGCUGCUCUGUAGACUGUUUGAGUAAAAAAACCCAGACAAACCACGGAGGGAGCAGAAGCAAAAAUUACCCUUUUGACUGCUUCUGAAUUAUCAGGAAUAAAGUACGUAGGCUAUUUUUAGCUCUUUUCUAUCCUUGUACCUUAGAGGCAAAAAAGAUUUAUUCUCAGACUAGCUUUUUCAGUGUAAAACAGCAACUAAGUUUUCAAAUGGUAACAACUGUCUUAAUAGUUUUUUAGAGCAACUUUGUACCUUAUGUAUUCAUAUAACUGCCGAAAGCUCAUAGGCAUUCAGAGUUCUUCAGUGGGAGGCUUGAAACCCACUAAAAUAGGAAUAGUAAUAAAUAUAUAUGAAAACCUAUAUACUAUACUUCACUCAUCAUUCCAGAGCACGGAUCACAAUGCCUGCUCCAAGUAACGCUCAUAGUAUAUAAAACAGUCUAGAUAAAUCCACUGACGUAUUAGUUCCUGAGAAGCCUCUCUCUGUACUAGGGUAGCAGUAGCAUGUUUUUAACCUUUCUACUUUAACUUAUGGGAAAAAUAACAAGAAGGCAAAAAAAAAAAAACCUAAAAUGAUGCAAAAUGCCAAAAACAUUCUGGCCAUUGAACUAAGAUCUAACAAACUUGCAAAAGGUAAGAGAAGAGAAACUCCUCCACUCUGGACAGCAGGAGUGUGCAGUAGGAGCUCUGUAAAGCAGUGUUGGUGUCACCUAAGGAAAAAUAUCAUGCAAAGCAUCUAGCUCCAACAAUUCUACCAUUUGUACCUCAGAACUUCAAAACAUUUCCACUGCCGCUAGUAUAUAUUCUGCAAUACCUCCUCUCAGCAUGGUCUGUUUAAGAGGUUUUCAGCUCUGUGAAUCUUUGUGAAGCUCAUCUGAACGGGUCGCCCUGUUUAGAAAGCAGUAAUGCUGGAGUCAGAAUAUACGCACACUAUGGACUAACAGUCUUAAGCUCGUCAGCCUACAACAGUGACAUGAAGCCACAUAUUACUGCAAGUUUGCAUGUUUAAUAUUAUUCUUUUCCUUUUGCAUAGAACUGCUUUCCAGCAGGGGCCAGUUUGAUGAGAAUGAAAGCACAGUCACUCUAAGACAUUGAUAAACUGCUCUUUUUCAUUCAGCUGCAAAUUUACUCUGCAAGUUUCCUCAAGGGCUAUAGAGAUGCGGGUUGAGCCAUGCUAGAUACUCUCAGCCUAAUCUGAGCAUCAAAGACUUUUGCAGAUGUUUGCCACCUUACCCUCACCUUUUGAAUUCAGUGGGCUCUGUGCAGGCACAUGAAGCUCAUCAAACGCUGUAUUUGUUAUGCACAAGCUUCCGUGGUGGAAAAGGUGUUAAUAAAGUGUAAAAGGUUAUAAAACACCAGAUAUAUGGGAAACAGACCUCCAAGAUGACAUCUCUGUAUUUGGAUUAUUCUUGUUUUAUUGUGUGCAUUAUUUAAAGUGUAUAUUAGAGUCAAACCACUACACUGCUGUUGGAAGUUGUGUUUUCACUUCAGGGUAUUUUUGUAACUGUACAGUAGCAAUAAAAGAACAAACUUACUAGUAAAACUAA
Molecule: messenger RNA, 4348 nt
Organism: Dromaius novaehollandiae (emu)
Lineage: Eukaryota; Metazoa; Chordata; Aves; Casuariiformes; Dromaiidae
Gene: USP30
Product: ubiquitin specific peptidase 30
Exons: 13
Coding region: 76-1602 (508 amino acids)
Biological process (GO): protein deubiquitination
Cellular component (GO): cytosol; nucleus
Molecular function (GO): cysteine-type deubiquitinase activity
Source: RefSeq, a predicted model, not a curated record